This is a messenger RNA of Lactuca sativa (garden lettuce), 1503 nucleotides long. RefSeq names its product UDP-glycosyltransferase 74G1. The record is from RefSeq and is a predicted model, not a curated record. Gene Ontology annotation, molecular function: quercetin 7-O-glucosyltransferase activity; quercetin 3-O-glucosyltransferase activity. NCBI's taxonomy places the organism in Eukaryota, Viridiplantae, Streptophyta, Magnoliopsida, Asterales, Asteraceae.
UAAUAUACCUCAAAUUAACCUGAGUAACAAGAACAGCAAUGGCGGAACAACAUAAAUCAUCCAAUUCCAAGCCACCUCAUGUUCUCCUUUUCCCCUUCCCAUCGCAAGGCCACAUUAACCCCCUCAUCCAAUUUGCUAAACGCCUACUCUCCAAAGGUGUCAAAACAACGCUCGUAACCACCAUCUACACCUCAAAAACAUCCCCCUCUUCAAACACCUCCAUACCAAUCGAACCCAUUUCCGAUGGAUUUGACGAGGGUGGAUACUUGAGCGCCGACAGCUCCGAAGCCUACGUCCAGAAGUUCCGGGAAGUGGGUUCGAAGUCACUAGCUGAUCUGAUCAAGAAGCUCGAGAGUGAGGGAAACCCCAUUGAUGCUAUCGUUUAUGAUUCCUUCUUGGUUUGGGCUUUGGAUGUGGCAACGCAGUUUGGUAUCAAUGGUGGUUGUUUCUUUACUCAAGCUUGUGCUGUACUGAACAUCUAUUAUCAUGUUCAUAAAGAGCUUCUUUCGAUCCCACCUGUUGCUACUGUUUCUCUUCCUGGAUUGCCUCUGCAACUUCAACCAUGGGAGACGCCAUCUUUUGUUCAAGAUCCUGGAUCAUACCCUGGUUGGGCUCAUGGUGUGUUCAACCAGUUCUCCAAUAUUCAUCUCGCUCGUUGGGUCUUCUCAACUACGUUCUACAAACUCGAGGAACAGGUGAUAGAUUGGAUGAGAAAGAUGUGGGCAUUGAAGGCAAUAGGGCCAACGAUUCCAUCAAUGUACCUUGACAAACAGCUGGAAGACGACUACGAUUAUGGGAUGAGUCUAUUUAAACCAAACCAUAUCGAAUGCAUGAAAUGGCUAAAUGACAAACCAAAGGGAUCAGUAGUUUACGUGUCAUUUGGGAGUGGAGGCAAACUUGAACCCGAACAAAUGGAAGAAAUUGCAUGGGGUUUGAAUGAAACUGACACAAAUUUCUUAUGGGUUGUAAGGGAAACCGAAAAGGAAAAGCUACCAAAAGGAUAUGUGGCAAGUAAGGGUUUGGUUGUAACAUGGUGUAGACAAGUGGAGGUGUUAGCACAUGAGUCAAUAGGAUGUUUUGUAACACAUUGUGGGUUUAAUUCAACUCUUGAAACAUUAAGUUUGGGAGUACCUGUGGUGGGCAUGCCUCAAUGGACAGAUCAACCAACAAAUGCAAAAUGCCUAGAGGAGAUAUGGGGUGUUGGAGUACAAGUUAAGGCAGAUGAAAAGGGGAUAGUGACACGAGAAAAUUUAGUGUCGUGUAUAAAGGAGAUUAUGGAGGGUGAGAGAGGAGUGGUAGCCAGAAGAAAUGCAACCAAAUGGAGGGAUUUGGCUAUACAAGCCGUAGGUGAAGGAGGGAGCUCGGACAAGGACAUCGAUGAAUUUGUGUCUCAACUAAAAACAUAAUGUUUAUUUGUGUUCUUGAUUUUUCCAUGCUAUAGCUAGUUUGAAGGGAUUAUUCAAUGAGUAAUAAAUCCAAUUUUUUUGCAUUUUAUACCCAAAA